AACCCCUGUCCAUAUUCUUGAAAGUGAUCAGAUGCAGUGGUAAGCACGCUAAUCCGAGGUAUGACCUUUUGUUCACUUUGAUGAAUCGGUGCUCGCUUCCUUCUCAUCUAAUGUAUUCAAGUCGAAACCGGGUUCGGAUCAUAAGAAGAGGUUGCAAGCAUCGGCGAUAACUAUUCAUUUGAUUUUUAAUGCAUAGACGCGCUGAACAAAGCGGGAAAUUGGUUCAUCUUUAAACCACAACCAUCACCAUCAUCACUAUCAAGGCUGCUUCCUUCAAACGAUGAUGGAAUCGGCAAAAUCAACUCCUCCGCCAGCAGCAAGUGCAAAUGCGCGUAAUUCACCUUUUGCUUAUCAGACUAAAUUAUUGGAAAGGAAUGGUUCUAGGAGUGGGGCUUCUUCAUUUUCUCUGGCUGGCAGAGAAGGAGGAUCAAAUGUGCCAGGAACUCCAAAUUUAAACGGGAACGGUCAACCUUCAUCUGCAGAUCCUAGCACACCCCUAAGAGGAAUCAAUGGAGCAACAGGACUUGCACACUCUAGCUCAAUUAGGAGAUAUCCCAUGCCACAUCGUCAUACCAACUCCUUAGACCCAAAUCGUGCUGCUGAACUCAGAACGCCAGGUGGCUCAACCUCUCCUACUUCUGCUAUGCAUGAAUUUGGAGCAAGUAAUGGUCUUGCAACCCCAACAUCUUCAUAUCUACCGUCCAAUCGAUCACCAUUGCAUACAAGCAACGCUUCUUUCUCAACCCCUACAGGAUCUCAACGUCAUAAUAGGGGUCUAUCCAUGCCACCCGUUCCACGCGAUAUUGGAGGAUCGACAUCUUCCACUUACAGGCCAAGCUCUCCUUCAAAGAUGAACAAUAGCCCUUUUGCACGACCUGUAUCUCCUACUAAAGUAUCUCACGAUGCACCAUACAGUCCAACAAGAUCUCCUGGAUCCCCCGGAAAGGAAGAUUCUUCAUGGAUCUCACCUCCUAAAUCACCAAAUAGCGGCGGAAGCUUUUGGAGCUCAAACGCUCAAAAUACGCAUCUGACACCUUCUGCUGUUCAUUUGGGAGGCGUGAGUGAUCUGAAACGGUCCAGUGUAGGCGCAUUGAAGAUCAUGCGUGAUUUCACAACAAAGACUGAUGGAUCAGGAUUUGCAAGCGAUGCCGGUCAUCCACGUAUGACUGUAGGAAAGAACAAAGGUCUAGAUGGAAAGAGGGAACGUGUCGGACUUGGAGUCUUGGAUGAAAACAGAGGGAAAGCAGAAGAGGAUUGGAAACCUUCCAGACCAGGUAGAAUGGAAAGUGAAGAUCAAGAAGGUGAGAUUGUUUUACCAGGUAUCACAACGGGCGCGGAGGAUGUUGCCGGCUUGUCUGGUCGUAUUCGCUUGGCCCGUCAGAAUGGACCGGGAACAGCGGCUUUGGGACGCACAUCUACCGCAUCUGCUUUGCCGUUCAGCAGUAGCAGUAAAUGGAUGGAUACACAAAGACAUCUUUUGCAAGCAUAUGAAUAUCUGUGUCACUGUGGUGAAGCAAAAGAAUGGAUGGAACAUCAUGUUGGCGAAGAUCUUGGCGCGAUUGUGGAUAUGGAAAAUGGAAUGCGAGAUGGUGUAUUUUUGGCCAAAUUAGCAAGAAGUUUCGAGCCUGAAUGUGUUCCUAGGAUCUUUGUUCAUCCUAAGCUUCAAUAUCGUCAUACCGAUAACACAAAUUACUUUUUCCGUUUCGUCAAAAAGAUUGGCUUACCCGAUUCGUUCCACUUCGAGUUAACUGAUUUGUACGAAAAGAAGAACUUCCCAAAGGUGGUUUAUUGUAUUCACGCUCUCAGUCACAUUCUUGCAAGACAAGGACGUGCUCUCAAGGUUGGCAAUUUGGUCGGAAAGCUAGAUUUCACAGAUGCUGAAUUGCAACAAACACAACGUGGAUUAGAUGCUGCUGGUGUUGCAAUGCCUAGCUUUGGUGCUCUUGGAAGAAAUUUGGCCAAAGAGAUGAACGAAGAGCCAGAACCCGAACCUGAAACGGAAGAAGAACGAGUGAAUCGAGAAUUACACGAAUGCAUCGAUAGUGUGGUCGCUCUGCAAGCAAUCGCAAGAGGAUUUUUGGCCCGGAGAGCAUACCACAGAAAACUUGUCGAAGAGCGCAGAAGGCAACGUGAAGCGGAAGAAGAACUUGCCCGUAGACGAGCAGAAGAAGAAGCAGAAAUGGCACGCAGACGAGCAGAAGAAGAAGCACGUCGGGCCGCUGCAGAAGCAGCUCAAAGGAAGAAAGAAGAAGAAGAUCGCAUCGUCAACCGAGCAAUGCCAUCCGUACAAGCAGCAAUUCGAGCAAUACAGGCAAGACAAGCCUACCAGAAACGCAUCUUUGCUCUGUCAGAUGCUACUGAGAGUAUAAUUGCAUUGCAAAGCGCUUGUAGGUCUGUUUUGGCUAGACGUGCUCUUUUGAAUCGAAUUCGCGCUAUGCGUGGUUCAACGGAUAGUAUCGUUGCCGUUCAAGCUCAAGUUCGUGGUGUACUUGCAAGACGAAACUUUGUUCAUCUUCGUUCAGCUUUACAUAAAGCAGAGGUAACGCGAUCCAUCGGAGGUCUGCAAUCACUUGCUCGGGCCGCUUUGGUGCGUAAACGUCAUGCUGAACAAUCAAAGAAGUUGGAAUUCGUUCAACCAGAUGUCAUUGGCAUUCAAUCUCAUAUCCGAGGUGCUUUGGCACGUAGGGAAUAUGAAUGGUGGCGACAACAUUUGGUGGACAGUGAACCUGUCGCCAUUCACUUGCAAUCCCUCAUCCGUGGUCUAUUGGCCAAGCGCUCUUUCCAAUCAAAGAUGAGACAUUAUCGUGAACAUAUGGAUAAAGUUGUCAAGAUUCAAAGCUUGUUCCGCGGUAAACAACAAGGUGAACAAUAUAGAAGUUUGACCAUGGGCAAAAACGUUCCGGUUUCUACCAUUAAGAACUUUGGUCACUUGCUCAACGAUAGCGACUUUGACUUUGAGGAUGAAAUUGAAGUUGAAAGAUUACGCAAGCUGGUCGUCAAGAGCAUUCGUGAGAAUCAAACGCUCGAAAAUGAUGUUGCUGAACUUGAUACAAAGAUUGCCCUUUUGGUCAAGAACAAAAUUGGAAUAGAGGAUUUGGUCAAAGCCAAGCACGAGCGUGGUUUGCUUCGUCAUAUGGAUGCUAAUGCGCAAUUACAAAGGAGAAAUUCACUUCUUUCAGCUGCCGGAGAUCCAUUUGCAGAGCAUACGCUUGACAGACAAGCAAGACGCAAAUUGGAAUUGUAUCAAGAACUCUUCUAUACCUUGCAAACAAGACCAGAAUAUCUUGCAAGACUCUUUGCGCGUGUCGGUCGAUUUGAAAUGGCUGACAAACAAAGAAAGCAUAUGGAAAAGAUUGUUUUGACUUUGUUCGGAUAUGCACAGAAAGCUCGUGAAGAAUUCUUGUUGCUCAAGCUAUUCCAAAGAUGUGUCAGUGAAGAGUUGAGUCUCGUUCAAGGCGUUCAAGAAUUCGUUCGUGGAAAUGCACAAUUCAUCAAAUUGGUCGUUCAGUACAAUCGUGGUGCAAAAGAAAGACAAUACUUGCGCGACUUGCUCGGACCUCUAGUUCGUGGAAUCAUGGACGAUGAUGGUUUGGACUUGGAAACGGAUCCAUGCUCCAUUUAUCGUGCCACGAUCAAUCAAGAGGAGAUGGAGACAGGGCAGCCCAGUCAAAGACCUCUUGAAGUGAACUUCCAUGAAGCAUUGGCAGAUCCCAUGGCAAGAACAAUCUUUAUCAGACAUUUGCAAGCUUUACGCGCUACUACUGAGCUCUUCUUGAACACCAUUCUUACAUCAACCAACAAGAUGCCUUAUGGCAUCCGUUAUAUCGCAAGAGAAGUAUACCGUAGCCUACAAGAAAAGUUCCCACAAGAAAGUCAAGACGCUCUUUUGAAGGUUGUGGGCAACUUGGUUUACUACCGCUACCUCAAUCCCGCUAUUGUUGCACCAGAAGGAUUUGAUGUUGUUGAAAGGUUGGUCGGACCAAUGCAACGCAAGAACUUGGCAGAAAUUUCCAAGAUGCUCACUCAAAUUGCAGCUGGCAAAUUGUUCUCUGAUGAUAACCCAUACUUGCAGCCAUUGAACGAAUACGUACAACAAGCCAGUAAUCGAUUCAACGAAUGGCUUUUGGGUGUUGUUGAAGUGGGAGAUGCUGAACAACAUUUCAAUGCGGAUGAAUUCUUGGACCACACCGUGCCUCACCGCCCUGUGAUCUAUAUCUCACCCAACGAAAUCUAUUCGAUGCACUGGCUCGUUUCACAGCAAUUGGAUCAUAUGGCACCAUUGCCAGAAGAUCCUCUACGUGUCACACUGGCCGAGUUGGGAGCACCACCUGUUUCAGCGACACAAGAGCUCAAUACAGCCCGUGAUACCGAAAUCACGUUCGAGCUGCUUUCUAGACGUACGUCACUCAAGGAUCCUGAAGCAGAGACAAAAGCCUUGUUCGUUGAAACGAAGAGAUUGGUGCUUUGCCUAUUAAAGGUUCAAUCUGGCAAGACUCUGGUUGACGUCUUUGUUGAGCCGGUCACUGAACAGAAUGAGAUGACAUGGGAAGAAAUUGUUUCUUUGGAAGUGGCUGCUGAUCGUCAACGUCAACGUGGACAAAGACCACCAGUGCCCGCGGAUAUGGCCUUGCAAAUGCGUAGCCCUAGACUGGAAGAUGUACGCAGGAUGUCUUUUGCACAAUUGAAAGCACGUACGUUGGAGAACAUGUUAGAGUUGGAGAAGCUGGGCAAAGUAUCACGCGCAAACAAGUAUCAAGAAAUGCUCAAUGCAAUCGCAAUUGAUAUUCGCAACAAACAUCGUAAACGUAUCCAACGUCACAACGAAAAGGUUGCCAUGCACACAACUUUGCAAAACUUGAAAGAAAAGAAGGCUUAUAUCGAAGAACAAAUCAAUAGCUAUCACAGCUACAUCGAUGCUUCUAUGUCAACAAUGCAAAAGAAAGGUCGAAAGAAGUUCGUCUUACCCUUCACACAACAAUACUUCCACGUACGCAAUCUUAAAGCAUCAGGAAAGAUGCCCAAAUUUGGCUCAUACCGUUACACCGCCCAAAGGCUAUUCGAAAAAGGAGUUUUGCUAUCUUUGGAUCAAUUCUCUGAAAAACAAUAUGAUCAAAUUCAUCUAACGAUCAGCAGUGAUGAACCCGGUCUGUUCACCAUCGAUGCUAGCGUUUUGGGCGUUAGCGGUGGCAGUGUGGAUAUUCGUAUCGAAGAUCUUUUGGAAGCACAAUUUAGCGGUCAAAGUACGUUAAGCUUGAUGGAUCGUGCUUGUACGGUCAAUCUCAAUUUGCUCAUCCAUUUAAUCAACAAGAAAUUUUAUGCUUGAAAAUUGAUGCAAGCUUUCCCACAAAACGCUUUCGCUUUUACAUUUGUACAUGCUCUUUUUCCCCGCCCUUUUUCCUUUUCAAGCCAAACUGUAUUCGAUCUGUUGGUUCUUUUUCCGGUCCAUGUUUCCUUUCUUGUAGGUUUUCUAUAGUCUUUGCUCUUCUCUAUGCUAUUCGAAAAAUAAACAUGUGCAUUGUAUAUACGAUGAGGAUGAAAAAUUUAUUGAUUGUAGCU
Meira miltonrushii is the source of this 5556-nucleotide messenger RNA. RefSeq lists its product as uncharacterized. Gene Ontology annotation, cellular component: cytoplasm. The record is from RefSeq and is a predicted model, not a curated record. The transcript has a single exon. Gene Ontology annotation, biological process: regulation of GTPase activity; regulation of actin cytoskeleton organization. NCBI's taxonomy places the organism in Eukaryota, Fungi, Basidiomycota, Exobasidiomycetes, Exobasidiales, Brachybasidiaceae. Gene Ontology annotation, molecular function: protein binding; GTPase activator activity. Bases 281 to 5323 code for a protein of 1680 amino acids.